AAUCCCGCCAUUAGCCAAUGUUAAAUGUAUAUCUAUAUAUUGAGAAAAAUCAUAUGGUUACUGCUUUCCCCUUACCGCGCUAGAGUGGAUACCUAUCCCCACCCCGCCUAGCGCUCGUACUUCCUUAAACGACCAUUAAUUCUUGGGGUUAGUCUAUAUAAAAGCGGCUAAAUAAAAAAACUCCAAAUUUCCAAAUCGCCAAAAGUAGUCGACACACUGUAGAUGUUAUAAUAACAACUUGUUAGUAAGCAAUAGCGUUUAGAGCAACUAGCAGACUAGUGUGUGUUUAAAUUUAAUAUUUGAUAAUAAUAAAAUAAAAAUAAAAAUAAAAUAAACAGUGUGACUAUUAAUCCAGUAAUUGUGUUAAUAAUAUAUAAUUAUUCGUCCAGAUAUCUUUUAUUUGUUCAUAGUCUUAACAACUGGAUUAAUAGGUUCAGUCAUCGUUAAUAGAUUCAUAUCAAGUUUCAUAUUCAUGGAAAUUUUGUCGAAGAUUUUUUAUCAGUUUUUUUAAUAGUUUCUAAACUAAUCAUCACAAAAUUUAAUAAUUAUAGUACUUAAAAUUAAUAAAAAUGACGGAUAGAUAUUUACGAGAUUUGGAUGCAAUAAAUAAUCAGCACCUCCAUGGCAUAACAGAAAAUGCUGUUUUUCCUGAUCAUUUGAAUGAAUUAGAGUACAAACCAAGAACUUUAAUUGAUGAAACAUUGGAAAUAAUAGAUCCUACUCCUAAUGUUUAUACGAUGUUUAUUCAAUUUAAUGAAAAAUUUUUCUGGAAUAAGUUGGAUGCUGUUCAGGUGCGAUGGAGUAAUCGAAUGACAACAUGUGCUGGCACAUGUUCGUUUCAUCCACGUAAUCGUGAGUGUGUUAUCUCUCUCAGUUUGCCAUUGCUUAAGCUAAGACCUAGAAAGGAUUUAGUGGAAACUUUGCUGCACGAAAUGAUUCAUGGUUUUUUAUUUAUCACAAAUAAUAAUCGUGACAGAGAUGGUCAUGGUCCUGAAUUUUGUAAACAUAUGGAGAGAAUAAACCGUGAAGCUGGAACUAAGAUCACAAUUUAUCACGACUUUCAUGACGAGGUGCGUUUAUACCAACAGCAUUGGUGGAAAUGUGACGGUCCGUGUCAAAAACGUCCUCCUUACUUCGGAAUAGUUCGUCGUGCAAUGAAUCGCGCUCCUGGACCUUCAGACUUCUGGUGGCAAAAUCAUCAACAGAAUUGCGGUGGCAAGUAUAUAAAAAUCAAAGAGCCCGAAAACAAACCGCCUACUAAAGGUAAAAGAUCUAGUGAGAUCUCCAAACCGCUUCCGAAACAAAAUACUUUAGAUAAUUUUGUUCAAUCUACCAAAACAAGUUCAAGUUCAACUUCAUCAUUUUCAAAUGAUUCACCAAAGAAUAAGUCAGGAGGAAUUAAAACUAUUUCUGGAAAUACUAGAUCUCUAGGUAGCAAAACUGUAACAGUCAGUAAAGUUGGAUCAGGAAGCUUAAACACAGAAGGUAUUAAAAAACUCGGAACAUCAACGAAUAAUGUUUUUGGUUUCGGAACUGGAGGCCCCGGAUCUUCAAGCUCGACUUUAUCGCCUCCUGUCGCACCAAAACCUUCAAGAAAUCGAAUUAAUUCGUCUGGUGUUUUGGGAGGAAGUAACACUGGUAAAAGUAUUUUAUUAACUCGCUUCAUGUCACCUCAACCGACAAAAAAUUCUGAAGAAAUAAAACCUAAAACUCCUCCAAAGCAAAACCAACAAAAUGAAACUGGCAAUAAUGCACCCGAGUGUCCUAUUUGCAACAAAAUAAUUAUCGAUGAGAAUAUAAACCAACAUAUCGACUCUUGCUUAAUUUCCAACGAUACAAAUUCGGAAGAACCGGCGCAAAAGCGCCCAAAGAUUACAGAAGAAUCAACUCACGAGUGUCCAUUUUGUCAGCAAAAAUUUUCAGCGUCCUUGAUUGAUAUUCAUGUAAACGAUUGCUUGAAUUUAGAUGUGUUAGACGAUAAUUCUCGGCCAAAAAGAUCGCAGACUGGUGAUACUUCAAGACCAAGAGAUUCAUCUGAGGAUAAACGUAUCAAUUGCCCAAAGUGUAAUAGACGUUUUACCAGCGAUAGAAUGAAUGAUCAUUUGGAUAUUUGCUUAAACGAAGUCGGUGACCUAGCGUCUCAUGACUCCGUUAUCAAUCUCACUCAUGAUGCUGGUGAUGUCACAGAUUUAACUUUAUCGCCUAUAAGGCCAGUGACUGGCACUGAGGAGUGCAUUACAUGUGGGAGCAGAGUUAGAGUCAGAGAAUACAACGAUCACAUUGAAAAGUGCUUGAAGAAACAUCGGGAAAAAAUGGAAAGAGAUCUUGGUACUGUUGUUGUGGUCGAUGAUGUUGAUCCUCGACCAGGAUGCAGCAAAUCUAAGAAAGAUAGAAGUACUUAUGAAUGCUUGGUGUGUAAUUCGAGAAUUAGCAAUGAUAUUCCAUUGAAUGAGCACUUGGAAAUCUGUACGUCGUCAACUUUCGGUGACAUGACACUUAAUACCAACGGUAGUAAUUUUACUGAUGAUGAUCCACCCAAUAUGGAGCACAGAUAUUCUUGUCCUAUUUGUAAUCUGAUGAUUAUUGGUAAAGAUAUGGCUGAACAUGUUGACUGGUGUGUUGCUCGUAAAAAAUAGUUAUUUUUUUUAUAAACAUAAUUAUAUCGCGUUACAGAUGCCAUAAAGGGCGUAUAAAAAUUUUACAUCCUUAUGGCACCCGGGAACCAUAAGGAUAAUAAAAAUUCUGUUUUUUUUUUCUAAGUCAAAGAAAGUUUGCACACGGAAAGAACAAGAUUACA
This is a messenger RNA of Cotesia glomerata, 2797 nucleotides long. It is a transcript of the gene mh, whose product is annotated as DNA-dependent metalloprotease dvc-1. Gene Ontology annotation, cellular component: nucleus. Bases 570 to 2636 code for a protein of 688 amino acids. The record is from RefSeq and is a predicted model, not a curated record. Lineage: Eukaryota; Metazoa; Arthropoda; Insecta; Hymenoptera; Braconidae. Gene Ontology annotation, biological process: DNA repair. Gene Ontology annotation, molecular function: single-stranded DNA binding; metalloendopeptidase activity; polyubiquitin modification-dependent protein binding. The transcript has 5 exons.